Molecule: messenger RNA, 3339 nt
Organism: Pezoporus flaviventris
Lineage: Eukaryota; Metazoa; Chordata; Aves; Psittaciformes; Psittacidae
Gene: SIDT2
Product: SID1 transmembrane family member 2
Exons: 27
Coding region: 255-2852 (865 amino acids)
Cellular component (GO): membrane
Source: RefSeq, a predicted model, not a curated record
CGGCAUCGGCACCGGCAUCCCCGGGCUCUGCCCGCGGCGCCGCUCGGAUCCGCACCGGGCUCAGCGCGGGCCCGGGGACGCUGACACCGACACCGGCGGCGGCACCGGCAGCGCAGCGGCAGCGGCGGGGCUCGCCAUGGGGCCGCGCUCCCCGGCGCGCCCCGGCUGACCCCCCCGGCCCGGCCCGUCUCACCCGGCCCGGCCCGCCCCGGCGGACCUUGGCCGGUGCGGGCGCGGCCGGGGAUGCUGUCGGGAUGGCGGGCACCGGGGCGGCCGCGCUGGCCCGGGCGCUGCUGGCCUGGGCGCUGCUGGCCCUGCCGCCCGCCAUGCCCCAGCCCUGCGGCCGCCCCGAGGUGAGGGAGAAGGAGGCCCGCUUCAACACCACCUACAGCGACUGGGUGAACGCAGACCUGCUCAACAUCUACGCCUUCAACCACAGCGUCCGGAGGAACAGGACGGAGGGCGUGCGGGUGUCGGUGAACGUCCUCUCCGACCACAAGGACUUGCCCGUCCUCUUCGUGGUGAGGCAGAAGGAGGCCGUGGUGUCCUUCCAGGUGCCGCUCAUCCUCCGAGGGAUGUACCAGCGCAAGUACGCGUACCAGGAGGUGAGCCGCACGCUGUGCCAGCCGCAGACCAAGGCCGAGGUGGAGACCCAGCACUUCUACGUGGAUGUGUCCACGCUGUCCCUCAACGCCUCCUACCAGCUGCGGGUCACCCACGUGGAGAACUUCGUGCUGAGGACUAACGAGAGGUUCAGCUUCAACGCCACGGCUGCGCAGCCGCAGUAUUUCAAGUACGAGUUCCCCGACGGAGUGGACUCGGUGAUCGUGAAGGUGACCUCGGCCAUGGCCUUCCCCUGCUCCGUCAUCUCCAUCCAGGACGUCGUGUGCCCCGUCUACGACCUGGACAACAACGUGGCCUUCAUCGGCAUGUACCAGACCAUGACCAAGAAGGCGGCCAUCACGGUGCAGAAGAAGGAUUUCCCCAGCAACAGCUUCUACGUGGUGGUGGUGGUGAAGACGGAGGACGAGGCGUGCGGGGGGGCUCUGCCCUACUACCCCCUCUCCAGGGAUGCCUUACCGGAUGACCCCGUGGACCAGCACAACCGGCAGAAGACGCUGGAGGUGAUGGUGUCGCCCGCCAUAACCUCGGAAGCCUACGUGAGGAGCAUGCUCUUCUGCCUGGGCAUCUUCCUGUCCUUCUACGUGCUCACGCUGCUCAUCGCCUGCUGGGAGAGCUGCCGGCAGCAGAAGAGGAAGGGGCUCCUGGCAGCCAUGGACUCGCCCAGCCUGGACACGGGGCAUGGCCGCAGCAUCCCUGACUCCUUCCUGGGCCAUUCUCCCUACGACAGCUAUGGCUAUGGCUCCUUCGGGAACGGCUCCUCCAGCAGCACCGAGGGCGUCACGGACAGCCUGUGCUCUGCAGAGGUCCCCUAUGGCUACGUGGGGCAGGAGCAGUUCAAGCGCCGCACGCCCUCCACCCCGCUGAGGCCACUGAGCAUUGCCAUGGGGGAGCGCUCGCUGGAGCACGUGGUGGGGCGGCCGCGCGUGGACUCGCUCAGCUCGGUGGAGGAGGAUGAUUACGACACCCUGGCUGACAUCGACUAUGACAAGAACGUGAUCCGCACCAAGCAAUACCUCUGCGUGGCCGACCUGGCGCGCAAGGACAAGCGGGUGCUGCGCAAGAAGUACCAGAUCUACUUCUGGAACAUCGCCACCAUCGCGGUGUUCUAUGCCCUCCCCGUCAUCCAGCUCGUCAUCACCUACCAGACAGUGGUGAACGUCACCGGCAACCAGGACAUCUGCUACUACAACUUCCUCUGUGCCCACCCGCUGGGGAACCUCAGCGCCUUCAACAACAUCCUCAGCAACCUGGGCUACGUGCUGCUGGGUCUGCUCUUCCUGCUCAUCAUCCUGCAGCGCGAGAUCAACUACAACCGCGCGCUCAUGCGCAACGAUGCCUAUGCCCUGGAGUGCGGCAUCCCCAAGCACUUCGGGCUCUUCUAUGCCAUGGGCACGGCGCUCAUGAUGGAGGGGCUGCUCAGCGCCUGCUAUCACGUCUGCCCCAACUACACCAACUUCCAGUUCGACACCUCCUUCAUGUACAUGAUCGCGGGGCUCUGCAUGCUGAAGCUGUACCAGAAGCGUCACCCGGACAUCAACGCCAGCGCCUACAGCGCCUACGCCUGCCUGGCCCUCGUCAUCUUCUUCUCUGUGGUCGGUGUGGUCUUUGGAAAGGGGAACACGGUGUUCUGGAUCGUCUUCUCCGUCAUCCACAUCGUGGCCACGCUGCUGCUGAGCACACAGCUCUACUACAUGGGGCGCUGGAAGCUGGACUCGGGCAUCCUGCGCAGGAUCCUGCACGUGCUGUACACAGACUGCGUCCGGCAGUGCAGCGGGCCCAUGUACGUGGACCGGAUGGUGCUCUUGGUCAUGGGAAACAUCAUCAACUGGUCACUUGCUGCCUACGGCCUCAUUGUCCGCCCCAAUGAUUUCGCUUCCUACCUGCUGGCCAUCGGCAUCUGCAACCUGCUCCUCUACUUCGCCUUCUACAUCAUCAUGAAGCUGCGCAGCGGGGAGCGCAUCAAGCUCAUCCCCUUGCUCUGCAUCAUCGGCACCUCCGUGGUCUGGGGCUUCGCCCUCUUCUUCUUCUUCCAGGGGCUCAGCACGUGGCAGAAAACCCCGGCCGAGUCCCGGGAGCACAACCGCGACUGCAUCCUGCUCGACUUCUUUGAUGACCACGACAUCUGGCACUUCCUCUCCUCCAUCGCCAUGUUCGGCUCCUUCCUGGUGCUGCUGACGCUGGACGAUGACCUGGACUGUGUCCAGCGGGACAAGAUCUACGUCUUCUAGGGGUCCGCAGCCACCCGUGCCCCGGGACUGUGCCAAACGCAGCCCUAAGGGUCCAGCCGGGCCCCACCAGCCACUCCGUCCCCCUCCCCGGGGGUCCCGGUGUGCCUCGUCCCCACCGCCGGCUCCCUCCCGGCUCUCCGUGCCCGUCCCCAGGCUGUCAGAGCCAAAACCAGGGCUAGGGGCUGCUGGUGCCACUGGCAGAGGUGCUGCUGCCGCUCCGUGCCCGUGGUGUGGGGCGGGGGCCCUGGGUAAGGGCCGUGCCAGCAGCCCCGUGCCCCCAGCAUGCGGGUGGGGGUCUCUCUUCAGUGCCUGAAUCGUGGGGAUGGGGGGGGUGUGGGCCCGGCAGUGGCAGCCGGGGGGGGGCCCACUGGUGUCUGCUGCAGCAUCCCGGGGGGGUGCCAGCCGUUGUGUGCCCCCCGACGAGGCUGUGGCGUCUCCACGUGUGGGUCUGCUGGGAAGGGACUCGCAUUAAAGUGUCUGCACUUUG